Molecule: messenger RNA, 6144 nt
Organism: Uloborus diversus
Lineage: Eukaryota; Metazoa; Arthropoda; Arachnida; Araneae; Uloboridae
Gene: Sik3
Product: serine/threonine-protein kinase SIK3-like
Exons: 16
Coding region: 471-4088 (1205 amino acids)
Biological process (GO): intracellular signal transduction; protein phosphorylation; microtubule cytoskeleton organization
Cellular component (GO): cytoplasm
Molecular function (GO): tau-protein kinase activity; protein serine/threonine kinase activity; ATP binding
Source: RefSeq, a predicted model, not a curated record
GUGGUAAAAUCCUGCGUUUGAAGUUGUGCAAAAUUUGGAUACCCUCUAUUGCUCCUACUCUUCAAAAUCAAGCAUUAAUUUAUGUCAAUGCUUUUUUUACACCAUUGGAAAUUUUGAGAUGCUUAUGUGUUGGGAUACGAAAACUGUGCAAUUUUUUUCCAUGCUAUAAAUCACAUCACGCAUCAAGUUUAACAAUUUCUUUGAUAAGUGGUUUUGGAAAACAGUUGAUUAUCUGGAAAAAUGACAUCAAUUUCUCGGAAUUUUUACAGAAGACCUUUUCCGUUUGCAUACUUGUCGGCAGUAGUACAUUUCAUUGUACUGUUGUGCAUUUAUAACACGUAAAAGCUGACGCUGUAUAUCUUCGUUGAUCUCAUAAUUUACGCAAGUUAAAUAUUUGAAUCUUUUUAAUAACAUGACUUGAUUGUGUAGUAGACAAGUUGGUAUGCGCAUGUGCGUGGCACCAGCCAAAUAUGGCGACGGAUGGCUCCAAGUCGAGUGUAAAUUCUGGGGGACUUGUCAGAGUUGGAUUUUAUCAUUUAGAGAAAACCAUCGGCAAAGGAAACUUUGCUGUGGUCAAGUUAGCCACUCACAUAAUAACCAAAACAAAGGUUGCUAUCAAAAUUAUAGAUAAAUCUCAUUUGGAUGAAGAUAACCUUAAGAAAAUUCUACGUGAAAUUGAAAUCAUGAAAGUUUUACAUCACCCUCAUAUAAUUGCUCUAUAUCAGGUUAUGGAGACGGAGCGAAUGAUAUAUUUAGUUACAGAGUAUGCUAGCAAUGGGGAAAUUUUUGAUCAUUUAGUUGCCCAUGGCAGAAUGAGUGAGAAAGAAGCUAGGCAUAAAUUCAAGCAAAUAUUAACAGCCAUUCACUAUUGCCACGAAAGGAAUGUUGUACAUCGCGAUCUAAAAGCUGAAAAUUUGUUGCUAGAUGAAAAUAUGAAUAUUAAAAUAGCUGAUUUUGGCUUUAGCAAUUACUAUGAGUGUGGGAAGAUGUUGUCAACAUGGUGUGGAAGUCCCCCAUAUGCUGCUCCAGAAUUGUUUGAAGGAAAGCAGUACAAUGGACCAAAAGCUGAUGUUUGGAGCCUGGGAGUUGUCCUGUAUGUUCUAGUCUGUGGAGCCUUACCAUUUGAUGGCAGUACGUUGCAUUCUCUAAGAAACAGAGUGUUAGCUGGAAAGUUUCGUAUACCUUAUUUUAUGUCUACUGAAUGUGAGAUUCUUAUUAGGCACAUGCUUGUUGUCGAUCCUGCAAAGAGGUUAUCCAUUGAUCAGAUUAUUAAACAUAAAUGGAUUGUUCAAGAACCAGAUGAGCAGUUCGAUAAAACCUUAAAAAAAUACAGUAUUAAUAGUGAGAAAGAGGAAGAAGAACAGCUCUGUGAAGUUGUUAUUGACUAUAUGUUACAGUUACCUGCAUUUAAAAGAGAAGAUAUAGUAAAUUCAGUCAAAGGAACUAAAUUUGAUCAAUAUAGUGCAAUGUAUCAUUUGUUAUUGGAAAAAAUAAAAGCACAUCAGCGAAUGGCACUUUUACCCCAAAAUUUACCUGUUGCAUCUCAGCCCCAACGGAAAGCAAGCAUAACCACAGGUGUAGUUGAAAAGUCCCCUCCUGCUGAUUCGAAUGUUGAAGUUGAUCAACAAGCUACUGUGAAGCCCAUGUUUAGUCCGAUACCCAUUGUACAACUUGUUACAGAAAAUCUUGAAAAGUUUGGUGAUGUUGAACUGGAAUCUGAUGAAGAAGACAGAAGAACAGAAACAGCACAGUCUCAGUACCAUGUGGUUAGGCGUCAUACAGUUGGUCCAGAUAAUGCUGAUGCCCCAGAAGCUGGUGCAGUUGGUGGUGACCUGUUUCUUCCACGAGGUGGACCUAUGUAUGGCACUACUCUUCACCCAGGCACUGCUCUGCCUCUCAGUGCCCUUCCUCAUACAAAUCUUCCCCUGAAUUUGCCACUUGUUCAAAAUCAGCCCCCUCAAGUGUUUUGUGUCAAAGAUCAGCAUUUACUCAAGCCUCCUCAAGUGCUCGGUGCAGUUGGAGGGCUUGGAAGACGUGCUUCAGAUGGUGGCGCCAAUGUUCAAACAACAACAAUGUACAAUCAACGCAAAGUCAUUCCUGGGCAACAAGGGCAGUCACCUAGUAAAGAAAGACCAUAUACAAUAUCACCAAACAGCACAUUGCCUCAAGGUCUUCAAGCAUUAGCACUACAAGAAGAUGAGGGCCAAGAACAGGAGGAGCAAUUAGCACAAUCUUCUGUUCAAGGUUACUCUGUAUGGGAGCAACCUCAGAAUUUCCGUAUUGGAAUAAACCCACCAGAGGAAGUGCAGAAAAAAGUUCCUCCUAUGAAGCAGAGAAGAACAGGAUUGUUAACUGUUUUAGAGAAGCAACCUGCAAAGUAUAGAUAUUGCCAGCAACUACAUUUAUUCUUAACUCCAUCAGAGUACAACAAUUACUGUGGAGUCAAUGGUGGGCGAGAAAGUUUAAGAGACACUGCUUCAGUUCAAACAACCUCUGGGCGUUACUCCCCGGUUCGAAGAGCUAGUGACGGCUGCUCUCCUGUUUCCUAUUACAGAAAUCAAUUAGAUCGGCUUUAUUACCAAACCCUAACUGGACAUCAAGCGUCACCCGAUAGUUUUCAAGCCCUUUUACAAGAAUAUCAGCAGUUGCAGCAGCUACAUUCAGGUGGUAUGGAUUCUAGGGUGACGGCAGAAAUGCAACGACAACAUUGUUUGCAUAUCCAGCAGAUGGCACAGCUUCAGCCAUCUGGGUACUUAACUUCUAUAUCUUCCCCACCAUCUAUUGCUGGUUCUCCUAUUCAUCAGGCUCAACCUAAUAUAGGUGGUUCACCAUCCGCCUUAUCUCAGCACCUUCAAAAACUUCACCUACAGCAUCAAGGUGGUCCAAUGAGCUUUACUGGACUUGAAUGUCCUCUUCAAGCAUUCCAAAGGAUACAAGCCUUAUCUACUCCUCAUCAUACCAGUCCUACUGCCUCAGUUCCACCUUCAAUAUUUCCUCCUGAUACUUCUCCUACUCGAUUACCAGGCAUUUCAUCCACUAGUUCAUCCCCACAAAGUCCUUAUCCAGACUCUCCUACCUUAUAUUCUUGUCCUACAAGUUUUUCAACUCAACAGACUGGUAGUAGUCCUCCACCUGUUGGUUAUCCAAAUUUAGACAUGAUCCAGGAAGACAUAACUGAACAUAUAAUUCCUGGAGGAAGUGACUCUAUGUUAACUGUUGUUACCAACAGUGAUAGUGCAAGGUCUUCUCCAACAUGCCAACAAAUGGGGUUUCCCCAGAUCAGUAUUACUGACGAGACAGGGCAGAUUACUGUCUCAUCUACAUCUUUGACUGGUCAGAGUAUUACUCGAGAGACUGUGUCUCACAAGCAACCUCUGCAGAGGCAGAAAAGUGAAGUUGUGCAACUGACUAUGCCAAAGCGUUACCAGUUAUCUACUGGCGUAGAUGAACAUGUUGUUCGAGCGGGACGUCGCGCAUUUGUUCGGCAAAGUAGUCGAGAGGCCGAGGACAGAGAUAUAGCUACCGAGUUUGCAAUGUGUGGGAGUUCAAAAUCAUUGCUAAGAUGGGCAACCAAGCAGUCUAUUCGACAAUCGUACGUGCAUGCCAAACAUUUGCGGCAGACUUUUCCACCCAUUGGACACAUUUCUUCUUCUUUAGGAAAGAAGUUGGGUCGUCAGUCUUUGGGCCAACACAUCUCUACUAGUGAUCCUACUCCUAAUCCUUGGGCAGGGAAGCCAUCUAAUUGGUGGAGCAAGAAAACUGUUUUCAGAGAGCACCAACUGCAUAAAACACCUAGCGGUAGUGUUCAUGUCUCUCUUCCCACUACAGAACGAUCGUUUACUUGCGAAGCAGAUAUUUUGCAAGAGAUUCAGCAACAGUUAGACCCUAUAGUCCGAGGUUUAUCGAUGAUGCUGCAAAGAUCAGAACGAGGGCUAGCCGUUGAGCACCCUGCAGGUGUUCAAAUUGAAUUACAAGUCUGUGAUGGUCCACAUCCUGAUGACAAGCGGUUAAAGAUGCGAAGAAUAUCUGGUGAUAGCUUGCAGUAUAAUGAAAUUUGUAGGGAACUAAUUAAUGGUAUUAAUAUAUGAAUAAAAAAUACCAUACUUACAUUGAGCUUUUUGCAUACUAUUGCCAUAUUCUUCCACUUCCGUUAUGUGUUAGUCUCAUGGUAAUACAAUUUCUCUGAAUUGGGGAUGUUUGCUAGUCAGAAUACUGAUUCAUUCCCUUUCUGAUUCUAGAAUUAAGCUGAUCCUAUUUAUUGAGAACUUUCUAUAGAAAACAUAUCCAUGAAGUUGCUCAGCCUGUAUAGCGAUUUUAUGAAAGAUGUUGCUGCACAUUUUUUUUCCGGUGAAUGCUACUGAAACGUUAAAAUGUGCAUGGGUUUCUGGACCAAUGAAAGUAAAUUGUUCAGCAGGGAUGUUGCUCAAUGUAAUAAAAUGUUGGCCUUCUCAGGGCUUAACUUUAUAACAAUCAAGUUAUGUGAGAUAGACAUUGAGACUAUUUGUAAUAUAUGUAUAUAUAUUAUAUAUGUAAUGUUCUUGUUAUUGGUUUAAAAUACCAUUUUGUUGCUUACGAUAUGUAUAUUCAAAUGUGUGUAAUGUUUUAGUCUGAUGUAGGUAAAUUUAUAAGACAUUUGUUGUGUUUAAAUUUUUAAAGUAAUUUUAUUCUUUACUGACAAGUAAAAAGUGAAAUUUUUGCAGUUUUAGUAAAUAAUAGAAAAUUUCUCUUUCUGAAGCAGAAUUAGUUGCAACUUUAUGUGUCAACAAAUGUUAAUGCUAAAUAUAUUACCAUAAGAGUAGAGCAAUUGAAAUAGAUUGUACAAUUUUACUUCCUAAAUCACCAGUUAAAAAAUAAAACUACUGGAUAAUAAAAAGCACAAUCUAUUUAAUUCCACAUCAAUCACUAAUAAUGUCAGUAAUUUAUCAGGUACAAGUUUUGGAUUUGAUAGUAAUUUAUGAAAUAUCUGGUUCCUGCUGACUAUUCAAGUUCCAUAAAUGUUGCACUAAUAUACUUUUUAUUCAGUUUUAUUGCUAAAUUUUUAACAUUGUAUUUAUUCUUUGUUUCAAUUAUUAUUUGUUUUUUCACACCUGAAAUAUCUUUUUAAAAACGGUUUUUUAGAAACAAAAAUGCUUUGAUGCUUUUUACAAUGUUUUCUUUUUUUUUUUUUUAAUGCUUUCUAUUCAAUGUAAUUAUAUUUGAUAGAAAUUAAAAAAAAAAAGAAAAAAAAUGUCUUAAAUAAGUUUCUUAUGCUUGUAAGCUUUUACUGCUUAUUUAAAAUAUCUAUCCAUUCUCUUCCUAAUUUGCAUUUAGCACAUUUAGUAAGCUUCUAAAACUUCUUUUGUCAAGUGGGGUAAAAUGAUUGAUUUUGCAAAUUUUGUAUUCAUUUUAAAAAAAUGUUUUUAAAAACAAACAAUUUAGGUGUUUAUUAUUGGUUUGACUUAAUUUUGAUUCAAGAAAAUAUCCAGUGGCAACAAUUAGUUUAGUGAGAGCGCCAUCUGGUAAAUCUUUUUAUCUUAUACUAUCAAUUUCAUCAAAUAGUCUUUGUCAACUGAAAAAGUCAAGAAAGGAAACGAACAGACAAGAAAAACUAUCUAUUUUUGUGAAAUAUGUUCCAAAUUUUUAGGUGGGGUGAAAUGGGUGUAAGAUUAAGCAUAACUAUGUAAAACUUUAAAUAGUACUUUUUCAUUAAAAAUUUUAUCAUAUUUAAAGGAUAGUUAUAUUGUUGUACUUUUAUUCUUUAAAAUCCUUGUCUUUAAUAUUUAUCUUGACACAAACAAUAAUUACAUUAAUACCUUAAUAGUUCAGCUGCAUAGCCAAAAAAAAAAAGUUUGAAGGGUAUUGUCCUUUUCUGUGGUCAAAAAAUAAAGAUAGUUUCAAGGUAGGGAUAUAUCCCUCUUUGCAUACACCCCUGCUGUUUAAAAGCAAUACAUUACAUUUUGUGAUGUGUUUUAGAAUUAAAUUUUUUAAAGACUUAUGCUGAAAACAUACUUAGCAAGAGGCAGCAAAACUUUUUCAGAUGAUUUGAAUAUUGCUUGCAGAAAAAUGGCUGAUGGAAUAUGAAUUUUUAAAGUUUUUUAACGAAUAUUCAGAGCUGUUAGUAAACACAGAGAUGCAUUGAGAAACCCAAAACAAAAACUCCAAAAA